Messenger RNA from Pseudozyma hubeiensis SY62, 465 nucleotides. RefSeq lists its product as hypothetical. NCBI's taxonomy places the organism in Eukaryota, Fungi, Basidiomycota, Ustilaginomycetes, Ustilaginales, Ustilaginaceae. The transcript has 2 exons. The record is from RefSeq and is a predicted model, not a curated record. Bases 1 to 465 code for a protein of 154 amino acids.
AUGCUCUCAGCCCAGCUGCUUACAGCAGACGCAAAGAGACGUCGGACAUCUGCCGCCGAACGCCUUGAAGAUCCGGGGAACGGUCGAGGUGGAAUUCAAACUGCGACGCGCUGCCGUUGCAGCAAGCUGCAUGCAGAGCUUGUUGCCACGCUACGCCGAAAAGCACCACGACGAAAUCGCACCGAGGCGCUUGAGUUUAGGUUUGCCGGCUUGGCUGCAGGCCGAGCUAGCCGAGACCGAGGCAGAGUGUUCCACUGCUGGGCACCAAAAGAGGCUGCUGCUUGCUAUGGUAACGUCGUCCGGGUGUGUAGGGUCGGCGACGACGACGACAACGACGACAACGACCACGAGGACGAGGAUGACAACGAUGACGACCGCGCCGACGGAAACAGAGUAAAAAAUUUCCAGGGCUCCUCGAGCCUAGGAGACGUCGAUCGCGAAGGCAAACAGACGGAAAAUCCAUAA